AUGUAUGAGAUUGCCUCGAUGAUUUGGAGAAGUGAAGGAGAAGAGAAAGAAGCUGCCAAGGAAGAAUUCUUGGAAGGUGUGAAGUUAUUGGAAGAACAACUAGGGGACAAGCCUUAUUUUGGUGGAGACAACCUUGGCCUUGUGGAUGUUGCACUUAUUACUUUGAUAUGUUAUUAUCAUAACUAUAAUAUAUGUGACAAUUUCAUCAACGAGGCACGGUGCCCUAAAAUCAUUGCUUGGUCCAAGAGGUGCACUCUAAAAGAGACUGUGUCCAAGUUUUUUCCCGAGGAAAAGAGGGCCAAAGAGUUUGUUUCUCAAAAAGAGAAAGGAUUUGAACUAUGCGUAGAUUAG
Molecule: messenger RNA, 351 nt
Organism: Cajanus cajan (pigeon pea)
Lineage: Eukaryota; Viridiplantae; Streptophyta; Magnoliopsida; Fabales; Fabaceae
Product: putative glutathione S-transferase
Biological process (GO): glutathione metabolic process
Cellular component (GO): cytoplasm
Molecular function (GO): glutathione transferase activity
Source: RefSeq, a predicted model, not a curated record